Molecule: messenger RNA, 2240 nt
Organism: Phanerochaete carnosa HHB-10118-sp
Lineage: Eukaryota; Fungi; Basidiomycota; Agaricomycetes; Polyporales; Phanerochaetaceae
Exons: 6
Coding region: 55-2016 (653 amino acids)
Biological process (GO): transmembrane transport
Cellular component (GO): membrane
Molecular function (GO): transmembrane transporter activity
Source: RefSeq, a predicted model, not a curated record
AAAGGCCCAGCCUCACGGCCGGGAUAUGGUAGCCGGGCGUCCUCUCGGCCCCGCAUGUCCAGGGCUUCGUCCAGGGCAUCGCUCGCAUAUCUCCCGGGAGGUGGCGAAAGCCUGUUGUUGCCUGAUGGUCCCAUUGGCGAAGAAGCAGCUGAGCUGUUGCAGGAGUUUGUACAUCCCCAUCAUCAGGAUCGGACCGACGACCUGGUUGACGCGGACGAGGGCGAGGCAGGCGAUAGCGAUACCGCGUCGCUCGAGCGGAUAAAGAGCCUGCCGUGGUACAAGCGACCAAGCCCAUGGUGGUUGCUGGCCAUGGUCCCAGUGUCAGCGGCCGCUACAGGGGCAACAAUGGCCCCAAAGGUCGAGAUCUACACUCAGCUCGCGUGCGCAACACACAGGCCUGAGUUCUAUUCUGACAACGGGACACUGCCGUCGACGUACACGUAUGCGCCAGAGUAUGACCCGCAGCUGUGCGCAAAGGAUCCUGUUGUGCAGAAGGUUGUCGCACAGAUGAACCUUGCCAUGGCCAUAACAAUGGGCAUCCUAACAUGCUUGACCACGGCAUGGUGGGGAGCGCUUUCCGACCGUUAUGGACGCAUUCGCACACUGUCCUUCGCGGUGUUCGCCCUCCUGAUGACCGACGUCAACUUCCUGGUCGUGGCUCGCUGGCAUACGGUGUUGCCCGGCGGGUACUGGUUCCUGCUAGUCGGUCCAUUCCUUGAUGGACUCCUAGGAGGCACGCCUGCCAUCACAGCGGCUAUACAUGCGUAUGUCGCAGACUGCACGGCGCCAGACGAACGAACGCACACAUUCUCGCUUUUCCUCGGCCUGCUCUUCAUCGGAAUAGGCGCCGGUCCAACGGUCGGAAGUGUCCUCAUCCGCCUCUCCGGCAGCGUCCUUUCCGUGUUCUACCUCGCCACGAUCAUUAACCUCUUGUAUGCUUUGCUCAUCAUCUUCGCGAUCCCAGAAUCUCUUAGCAACCGGCGCAUGAUCGAGGCGCGGCGCGUCUAUCGCGAGCAGCUGGAGGAGGAACGACUCUCGCCCAAAGCGCACGGAUUCGGCGCACGGUUGGGGGGCUUCUUCCGCUUCCUGCGCCCGCUCGCUGUCUUCUACCCCACCAGAGUGCGCGAUCAUAUCAACCCGCUCAAGCGCGGCAAGCGCGACUGGAACCUGUUGUACAUCGUACUUGCGUAUGGGUUCACGAUCUCGGUGAUGGGCGCAUACCCGUACAAGUUUCAGUACACGAGUGUCACUUUUGGUUGGGACUCUGAGCAGAUUGGUUAUUGGCUGACUACUGUCGGUGUCACUCGCGCGGUAUACUUGACGGUGCUUCUACCCCUGGUGAUCAAGCUUAUCAAGUAUCUACUGCGGCCAUCCAUCAAACUACCGAUCGAACAAGACGAGCCACUGCAGCCCGCCUCGCAGCCAUCCACUUCCUCUCCCAGGACCGAAUCCCUGCCCAAGCAAACAACACCAACGAACACCUCCCGCAGCAUUGCUCUCGACUUCGGGCUCGCCCGCGUUUCACUCGUGAUCGAGGUCAUCUCGUACGCGCUCGUCCCCUUCGCGUCGAACGGGCUUCGGUACACGGCCGUGACGGUGCUCGGCUCGUUCGGCGCGGGCUUCGGGCCCGCGCUGCAGAGCGUCGCGCUCGGGCUGUACACGCUCCGCGGCGGGACCGAGAGCGGCCGGCUGUUCGGCGCAAUGAGCGUCGUGCAGAGUCUCUGCAGCCAGGUGCUCGGCCCCGCGCUGUACGGCUUCACGUUCAUGAGCACCGUGCGCACGUUCCCCGCCGCGAUCUUCCUCGUCACGAGCGCGAGCGUCCUCGUCGCGUUUGCGUUCCUCACGCUCGUGCGUCUGCCCCGAGCGGGCACUGCGGGUGAGGAGGAGAGGCCUGGUUCCGCGAGCGAGGACGAGGAAGAGGUGUUCACCCCCGAGUUCGACACUGACGUUCCCCGGAUCGUCGUCGAAGACGCUGGCGGGAAGGCUGCCUCGUCUCAGUCGACUCCUGUCCUCUGAACGCCGUUGUAAUAUCAACUCAUGCUCAUCUGCACUACUAUGCCAACCACUUGCAAUAUGCCCUGGAAGUCUAUUCUUCGCUAAAUUCUUUCUUACCUACACAGUACCGCUCCUGAAUGAACAUAGUCUAGCUGUCUCCAUAGCCAACAUAUCAUAGUCCCCAAGUACAAUGUAACACACGUACGCACACACACAACGUAUCUUAAAUAGACGUGCUCCUUCGC